Mytilinidion resinicola is the source of this 2520-nucleotide messenger RNA. RefSeq names its product phosphatases II. The transcript is spliced from 3 exons. The record is from RefSeq and is a predicted model, not a curated record. The coding region runs from base 118 to 2445 and encodes 775 amino acids. Lineage: Eukaryota; Fungi; Ascomycota; Dothideomycetes; Mytilinidiales; Mytilinidiaceae. Gene Ontology annotation, biological process: dephosphorylation. Gene Ontology annotation, molecular function: phosphatase activity.
UAGACGUCGCUGCUACCCAUUCUUUCUCGAACAUUGUUGCUGUCACAGCUCGCUCUACCUUCUCGACUCGUUUGCCGUCCAUACACCACCUUCCUCCGCAGUCCACCUCGAGACAAGAUGCGGAUAGAAGACGUCACGCUAUGGAUGAGAGGAACGCGGUACGACGGGACGCUCAAUCUGAAGCCCCACCACAUGGUCUUCAGCUGGCAUCCUCCGCCUCCGCCCGACUCCCCCGAGUCCGCGAAGCCACCCCGAGAAAGAGAUAUAUGGAUUACAUUCCCCAUGAUAUCAUAUUGUGUUUACCGCCCUACCCCUCCGCAGUCACACCAGCAACCCUCGAUUCGGAUACAGUGUCGCGACUUCAAGUUCUUCGCUUUUCACUUCCUCGGAGAGAACAAGGCACGUGAGGCGUACGAGCGGAUACGCUCGUCGUCCUGUAGGAUCGGAAGACUGGAUAAGUUGCUGGCGUUCUCGUAUAAGCCACCGCCUGCGGAAAAGCCUAUUGAUGGCUGGAAGAUCUAUGAUGCUAGGCGUGAGUGGAAGCGACUAGGCAUCAGCGCAAAGGACUCGGAAAAGGGCUGGCGGAUAUCUGAAAUUAACGUUGACUACCAGUACUCCCCUACAUAUCCUGCAUUAAUCGUCGUUCCCACCAGAAUCUCAGAUAAUGUACUCAACUAUGCGGGCAAAUACAGGUCUAGAGCACGGAUACCAGCCCUCGUUUACCGGCAUCCCAUAAAUAAUUGCUCCAUUACUCGGAGCGCUCAACCGACGCCUGGCAUCAGGGGUUCCAGGAACGUCCAAGAUGAGAAACUGGUGGCCGCUAUAUUUGCGACUAAUAGUGGGUGGAAACCACAAACAGCCCCGACAUCAAGCACAACUAGCUCGAGCCCAGAAUCUAGUGUGGACAACUUCAUUUUUUCUGGUGCUGAUAGCUCAUCUGUAGUUGACCCCGCGACGGAAGACCUUUCGGACCCUGACGAGUCCGAUACCAUACAUCCAAAGGUUUACGGUGCACAACGGAGAAACAUGAUCGUUGACGCUCGGCCAACAAUCAACGCUAUGGCGAUGCAGUUAGUCGGCAAGGGUUCAGAGAACAUGGAUGGAUACAAAGGUGCCCAAAAAGCCUACUUGGGCAUCGACAACAUUCACGUCAUGCGCAAGUCUCUCCAAAAGAUCGUCGAUGCGCUCAGCCAUUCAGAUGUUUCUGCAUUUCCACCCAAUGCGGAGCAGCUCGCAGCAACGGGCUGGUUGAAGCACAUAGGGAAUGUGCUGGAAGGAUCGGCUCUCAUAGCACGAACAGUCGGCAUCAUGCACUCACAUGUGCUGAUACACUGCUCCGACGGCUGGGACCGAACGAGUCAGCUGAGCGCACUAAGUCAGAUAUGCCUUGACCCAUACUAUCGCACGAUAGACGGCUUCAUUGUACUAGUAGAAAAAGACUGGAUGUCAUUCGGCCAUAUGUUCCGGCAACGAUCUGGAUUCUUGAGUCACGAGAAAUGGUUCGAGAUCGAGAAUGAGCGCAUAGGUGGAAAGACCAGUGCCAACGGGACCAGCUCUCCCGGCGGUAAUACUAUCGAAAACGCCACUCGACUUGCAAACCGCUUCUUCAAUCGUAAGGACGAAAGCCGAGAAUCACUCGUAGAUACCACAGACGCUGAGAUGCAAAAUGCAUCUGACUCGACACCCAUCUCUGUUUCUACUCCAGCACCCAUAGCCUCCAUGUCCGGGGCCGCCGAAGAACAGCGCGUCACAAAGCCGUCCGAAAUAUCCCCAGUGUUCCAUCAGUUCCUAGACUGCACCUACCAGCUCCUCUACCAGCACCCGGACCGCUUCGAGUACAACGAGCGUUUCCUCCGCCGCCUCCUCUACCACCUCUACUCGUGCCAAUACGGCACCUUCCUCUUCGACAACGAAAAGGAGCGCGUCGAGAACAGAGCCGCGCAGCGCACGCGAAGCGUAUGGGACUACUUCCUUUCCCGCCGCCCCGAUUUCACAAACCCAACAUACAACCCCGCCGUCGACGACAGCGUCCGCGGCAGAGAGCGCAUGAUCUUCCCCGACAGCAGGAAGAUCCGGUGGUGGCCAGAGCUGUUUAACCGCCUCGACGAGGAUAUGAACGGCAAGUCCGGCCCGCCGCCUGGCGCGCCCGCGACACUCUCGCCCUCGUCGUCGAUGGUCUCGAGUUCGUCGAAUAACCCGAAUGGGCUCGCGACGCCGAGCAGGAGUGGCGCGAGUACCCCUAUCUUGCCGGAGUCGAUUGUCACGGGUGUGGAGACGGCGGAGUACGCGACGGGAGUGGCCGCCCAGCCGAAGCCUGCCGCGUCGAUGGCGCAGGCGUUUGCGAGUUUAGGGAUUGGGUCGGGGGGCUUGAGUCCGCAGCCGAGUCCACAGAGAGGGAGGAGUCCGAAGCCAUCAAAGGAGGACAUGGAGGUGGAGAUGCAGUAGAAGAGAGGACGUGGGAGUUUAUGAAUGAUACCCUGGAUUAGCUCGUGAAAGUAUACAAACAUUGGCCACCAAUUU